AUGUGGUGUCUUAUUUUAAUUAGUUAUGUUACUGUUGCACAUUCAUUACGUUUUGCGACCUAUAUUUCUUCCGGUGGACUACACGGAGAAAUUCGAUUCGAAAAAGCCACAGAGAAUUCUGUGAGAAUUCGAUUUUCCCUUCAAGCUACUUUGCAGUAUCCAGAUCAGCAAUGGUUUUGGUCAGUUACUCAGUUUCCUGUUGAUUAUACGAUUGUAAAUAAUAGAUGCGACGAACGACACGUUGGAGAAAGUAUCAUCGAUUUGACAGAAUUAGUAGGGCCAAUAGAUCUGCCAGGAAAUGAGACAGGAACAGUAGAAGUAGCAGGGAUAUCCCUGACAGGAAAAAUGGGUUUAUGGGGCAAAGGUUUAUUACUCAAGGAUACAUAUUCAUCUAGAACCAUUUGUGCCUCGAUUACGGUACUUGAAAAAAAUAUAGAAAAAUUUGCAGAAGCACAUUUUUAUGGACCCAUAGCUGGAACUGUUUGGUUUCGAUGGCUAGGUGGUUAUGCUGGUGACAAUACUACUGACACAAUAAUUUACACAGAUUUACAUCAUAUUCAUAAACAGAAAUUGCAAAAUAUAGACUAUACAGAACAUUACUGGAAGAUUUAUGUAACUGAUAUUUUUGACAUCAGUAAAGAUAAAUCAAGUUGCAACAUUCUACAAACUGUUUUUGAUCCUGAUAAUGCUGGUAGUGGCAAAGCCAUUGGUGAUAUUGACAUGCGUUUAGGCAAAGUAAAAGUAGCCACCAAUCAUCGUAAAAGGUAUAAAACUUUAUACAGGGAUUCAAAACUGUCUCUACUACCUGCUGAUUUACUUGGUCCUCAUCGUCUGUUAUAUUUAGUAAUCUUUCAUCCAAUGCACGAUGAUUCGUUUUUAGUUUGUACCAAGAUUAAUCACUGGAAAACUAUUUCUGCCAAAACAUUAAUUAAUUCCCAUGGUAUAAAAGGAGAGGUGGCUUUGACUCAAGUAACUCCUUUCAAUCCAACAUGGAUUAGUAUAUCUUUAACACCAGUUAAUGAUUUAGAAACGAGAUUACGAUAUGCUACUAAAGUAGAAUCAUACAAAAUUCAUGAAUUACCUCCAGAAACAACAAAGACUCAAAGUAACACUGCUGAAAGAUGUAAGACAACUGGAAAUGUAUAUAAUCCAAGUAAUAUUGAUGAAACAACAGUACCACCAGCAGGAUUGGGAACUCAAGAUCAAUAUGCUGUUGGUGAUCUUUCUGGAAAACUUCAAGGGCGCAAAGAAGGAUCAUAUCAUUACGAUAUUUUACCAGGGAGUGCCAAACUUAGUGGAAUUUAUUGGGAUACAUAUCUUCCACUUUCAGGAAUUCAUAGCAUAAUUCACAGAGGUUUUGUUCUUCACAAAUAUAAUGAAACUGAUAAUAUGAGCAUAAUACCUUGGGUGUGUGGUACAAUGAGUCUACAUUCACUAGAUAAUACUGAACAGGUACCAAUGUUAACAGCACAAGUAAUAUACAGAUAUCCUAUUGUUGGAAGAAUAAUUUUCCGUCAACCACAAAAUGAUCCUCAAAUGGACACAACUAUCUUGAUUGAAUAUUUAGUGCAUGCAGAUGGUAAUGCUUUAAAUAACUCAGCAUCACACAGAUGGAUGAUCCAUGACAAUCCACCAGGAAAAGAUUACUACAAUUGGACAGGCAGAUGUUUGAGUACUGGGGAUCCUUAUAACCCUUAUAAAGUAGAGUGGGACUCAAAACAUUCUGAAUAUUGUUCAACUGAAGUAACUUUAUGUAGUGUAGGUGAUUUAACCAGACAUGGUACAAUUGACAUUGCUGGUAGAAAAAUGCAUGCAUCCGUUUUAACUCGAACACUUCUUACGGACACAAUGUUAUCCUUAUCUGGGCCUAAAAGUAUAUUAGGAAAAAGUUUGGUAAUAUAUGAUGACAAUGGACCACGUGCAAGAGGAGAAAGGCUAGCAUGUUCAAUAAUUAGUAGAGUAUAUCGUCGGAAAGCUGUAGUAAAAGAUUGGUUUGGAAACGGGGAACCCAUUUCAUUGAAAGGAAAAUUAGAAUUUAUACAACAAACUGAAUACGAUGUUACAAAUGCAGAAGUAAAUCUUGAUGGUCUCAAUGGACAAAUGAAGGGAUAUCAUAUACAUAUGACUCCGGUAGAACAAGAUUUAGAGUUUCCAUGCGAGGGUACUUCUUUAUAUGGACACUGGAAUCCAUUUGGUAUCAAUAUAAGUAAUACCCCACUUCCUGGGGAAGGAACAAGUGACCAAUAUGAAAUAGGUGAUCUCAGUGGAAAAUUUGGAACAUUAGAGAACAGAAGAACAUAUAUAUCAGCUUUCAAUGAUACGAUUCUUCCUUUAUUUGGAUCAAGAAGCGUGCUGGGUAGGAGUAUAGUAGUUCACAAAAAAGAAAAGGAUUUAAGGUGGGCAUGUUCGUCUAUAGAACGAGGAUAUUCACCAUCUGAAGCUAGUGAACUACAAGCAAUUGCUUCUUUUCAUCACCCACAAGGGUUUGCAUAUGGUUACAUAAAAAUGACUCAAUUAUUACAUCGAGAUGGCAGUGAAAGUGAAACCAUAAUUGAAGUAAAACUGCGUCAUCCUGGCAGACAUGACCGUAAUGUUACAAAAGAUCAUAAAUGGGCAAUAUAUGUUAAUCCAGUUGGUGUAGAUGCAACUGUACAAGUAAAAAACACUAGAUGUGUAGCAGCUGGAUAUAUGUGGAACCCCUAUUUUACCCAACUGGCUGAUCCUUUAAAUGACGAUCUCUAUAAACAAGAAUGUGGUCCUGACUUACCAUUAAGAUGUUAUGUAGGAGAUAUAUCUGGUCGAUUAGGUCCUAUUAAUAUAGGAUUAGAAAGACAAGUUUUUACAGACUCAAACUUUCCUUUAGGUGGAUCUAUAUCUGCUAUGGGAAGAUCUAUCAUUAUUUUUGAUCAAAGUUUUGGAAGUAACAGAUUUGCUUGUGCUAAUAUCGAACCAAACAAUGAUAUUGUAAAAUAUGCAAAUAUAAGAAAACCACCACGUUUCGUAGUGGCUCAAUUUUUAGAAGAUGUGCGAAAAAUUAUGGGAAUCCCUGAAUGGAUGUUAUCUAUAGAUAAUAGAAAAACAAAAAUUUUACAUAAUGGUGCAUGCAUUCAGUUUCUAUUACAUUUUAAAGGUCCAAUUGCUAAUACACUAGAACUAGAUUUUAAUAAACUUAUGUCUACUGGACGAUUAGAUACACCUAGUUUAUUCAUACCUGGAUAUGUUCCUACAAAACGGAAAGUUACUUUGGGUUAUCGUCAAUGUGGAAGCCGAGACCCAAAUGAUGAAAGUUCCCGUUUCUUGCUUCCAAGUAUUUCACCACGAUUAUCACCCCGGACUUACAAUUUCCCUUGCGGGAAUGCCCUACCAGCCCUACCGUAA
Messenger RNA from Dufourea novaeangliae, 3378 nucleotides. RefSeq lists its product as uncharacterized. Gene Ontology annotation, biological process: superoxide metabolic process. NCBI's taxonomy places the organism in Eukaryota, Metazoa, Arthropoda, Insecta, Hymenoptera, Halictidae. Gene Ontology annotation, molecular function: metal ion binding. The coding region runs from base 1 to 3378 and encodes 1125 amino acids. The transcript is spliced from 20 exons. The record is from RefSeq and is a predicted model, not a curated record.